GGGGCUGAAAAGAGAAAAAAACAUUUUUCUAAAUUGGGAUGAUGUUUUAUGUAUGAAUAUGGAGGAAGCACAUGGCGAUGAUGGCACCACCCUUAACCAAAAAAUAGAAGUUGAAAACGAAUAGGCUAACGUGUCGAUAAUUAUGAAUUCUUUAUCAUUUUGCAGUGAAGUUAUCGUUUGAGUGAGUGGGACACAUUGUUGGACAGCUCACCGGUCGGUCGCUAUUCUCGGGAAAACAAGCAAGAAAAGGGAAGGGUGUCUGCUUGCCCAGAAGAGAAGAAAUCAAGGGACAGGCCUGAGGAAGAUGGCAGCAACGUCAGCGCCGCUCUCCAAGCCCGGGAGCCAGGGAUCGUCGGAGAGAUACGGAUCGGAGAGCGGCGGGGAGGAGAAGGCCCAGCGUGCGACUUUCGAGUAUUUUGGAUGGGUUUAUCAUCUGGGGGUCAAUUCUAUUGGGCGUGAGUACUGCCAUCUUCGUUUCUUGUUUAUCAGGGGCAAGUAUAUGGAGAUGUACAAGCGCGAUCCCCACCAGUUUCCCGGCAUUAAACCGAUUAGGAGGGGUGUUGUAGGAUAUACACUCACAGUAGAGGAGCUUGGACGGCGGAAGCUCAAUGGUGGGGAUAUUUAUGUUCUGCGCUUGUACAACCGGUUGGAUGAGACAAGAAAGGGUGAAAUUGCUUGUGCUUCAGCUGGAGAAGCUCGAAAAUGGAUGGAAGCAUUUGAUCAUGCCAAGCAACAGGCUGAAUACGAGCUGUCAAGAGGAAGUGGUGCCAGAAAUAAACUGAACAUGGAAACUGAGAUCAAUCUUGAAGGGCAUCGGCAUUCUGUGCGGCGGUAUGCACAUGGUUUGAAAGAGCUUAUAAAAAUUGGACAAGGCCCUGAGUCACUUUUGCGACAAUCCUCAAACUUGGGUGUCAAAGUGAGGUCGGAUGGGUACAUUGAAGGGGAUGGGGGUGAUGCAAUUGAAGCACACGAAUGGAAAUGUGUCCGUACAAUUGAUGGUGUUAGGAUCUUUGAGGAUGUUGCUGCUUCUCAGAGUGGUAAAGGUGUCCUCACGAAAUCUGUUGGUGUUAUUGAUGCAAAUGCAGAUAUUGUUUUUGAAGUGCUCCUAAACCUUGAUCGGCAUCAAAGAUAUGAGUGGGACAUGUUGACAGUUGAUUUGGAGCUAGUAGAUUCUUUGGAUGGGCACUAUGAUAUUGUCUACGGAACAUAUGAUCCAAAAUAUUUUACUGGUUGGUACUCAAAGAGGGACUUUGUCCUUGCAAGGCAAUGGUUUCGUGGACAAGAUGGAACCUAUACAAUCUUGCAAUUUCCUUCCACACAUAAGAAGCGACCUCCAAGAUCUGGAUAUCGACGAACAAAAAUUAAUCCUUCUACAUGGGAAAUCAGAAGGUUAAAUACCCCUAUGGCUUCAAACACUGCAAGAUGUCUUGUGACACACACAUUAGAGAUGCCUUCUACUAGCUGGUUUACAUGGAAGAAUAAUCACCAUUCGAAAUUUGAAAAUUCUGUUCCUUUUGUGUUACUAUGCCAAGUAGCAGGUCUGAAGGAAUAUAUUGGAGCCAAUCCUGCUCUAAAAUUUGAAGCUUCCACCACUGUUGUCCAUUCUACUAGCUCUGAAGGUUCUGUUUCCAAUACCGAAUAUGAGGAUACUGAAGUGCGGGAUGAGUUCUAUGAUGCAAUUGCUGGUGAUUCAUUAUCUGAAGAUGAAGAUAGUGACGAUGACAAUGAUGCAGAACUCGACAAUGAUGCAGAACUUGACAAGAAGGAUAAAAAAGUGAAGCUGAAGAAUGUUUCAUGGGCCAUCACAAGCUUAGCUUUGAAGAGAAUUUCAGCUCUAGAUGCAAAUAAGGAACUUGAUCCGAACGCAUCUCCUGUCAAUGUCGAUCCAAGCCAAUUCCACUGUUCAAUGCACCAAGGGAAGGAUAAAAAGGACACAAAUUGCUGGACUACUCUGGAUGGUGCAGGAUUUAUGAUCAGAGGAAAGACUUACCUAGAAGAUAAUUAUAAGGUAAUGGGAGGAGAUCCCCUUCUCAAGCUCAUAGCAGUUGAUUGGUUUAAAGCUGAUAAUACAAUGGAUAGGAUUGCAUUGCAUCCCAAAUCUCUUGUUCAGUGCGAAGCUGGAAAAAAGCUCCCAUUUAUUCUCAUCAUUAAUCUUCAGAUUCCAGCAAAACCAAACUAUAGUCUGGUUCUCUACUAUGCUGCUGACAGGCCAGUGAAUAAAAAUUCCUUAUUGGGUAAAUUUGUGGAUGGAACUGACAUGUUUCGAGAUUCAAGGUUCAAACUCAUUCCAAGUAUCAUGGAGGGUUAUUGGAUGGUCAAGCGCGCUGUUGGCACAAAAGCUUGCCUCUUGGGGAAAGCAGUGACCUGCAAAUACCUCAGACAAGACAAUUUUCUGGAGAUUGAUGUAGAUAUUGGCUCAUCAUCAGUAGCAAGGAGUAUCAUUGGUCUUGUCCUGGGGUAUGUCACAAGCAUAGUGGUGGAUCUUGCAAUUUUAAUAGAGGCAAAAGAAGAGACAGAACUACCUGAGUACAUUCUUGGCACUAUUAGACUGAAUCGUGUGAAGCUUGACUCUGCCAUACCCUUACAGGGUUGAGGUUUCCAUAUUUCAAUGCUAGUCAAUUUUCUUUUUCUUCAUGAAUAGUGAAUGAAAGUUAUGGUCACGGGAGCAGUGAUGGGCAGAAUGCAGCCUUGCAGGAGACCCUCGUGAGGUGAGAGUACCAGUUUGCUUAUACACACAGAGAGAUAGAGAGAGAGAGAGAGAGAGAGGGGGGGGGGGGCCUACAACAAUACGGGUAUUGAAAAUGCAUUAUCAAUGGACUAGUGUCACGUGUGAUUUGGGUUUCAUGGCUUUUUAGUCAAAUCCUAUUUGUUUGUACCCCAAUACUUUAUAUUUUCAGUUUAUCUCAUUUAUUUGUAUCCUGGUCAACGGCUCAGAUUGUAUCUUACAUUUUCAACCCUCUAUACAUAAUAUAUAUUUUACAGUGUGUACCCUUGUGUUACCAA
Vitis riparia (riverbank grape) is the source of this 3003-nucleotide messenger RNA. Its product is annotated as protein ENHANCED DISEASE RESISTANCE 2. Lineage: Eukaryota; Viridiplantae; Streptophyta; Magnoliopsida; Vitales; Vitaceae. Bases 305 to 2593 code for a protein of 762 amino acids. The record is from RefSeq and is a predicted model, not a curated record. Gene Ontology annotation, molecular function: lipid binding. The transcript is spliced from 23 exons.